AUGGUAGCUGGGGUGAUAGCAUACGCAGUGAUGACGGGCGAUUGGAUCGAAUCUCAUGCCUUCGUUGUCGCUGGGCAGGAGGCAGUCAGGGAGGCCGACGUUCUGGCUGCGGGCCAAGAGAUUGGAAAGAUUGCGGAGCGCUCAGCAUUUUCUAAGAUCUCGGGAAAUGCGAUCCCGUACUUGUCUCUGGCUACUGAAGGGAGGUACGCAAGGACAGACAUUUUCCCAGACGAUGUGGCGUCCAUGGGAAGAUUCACGAAGGUCCCGGACCAGACGAACAUCAAGCUUUCGUGCCCGCCUCUCACGGAGGGGGAGGCCGCGGCAUACAUGGUUUCCGUGAUCAGAUCCAUCCCCUUUUCUGGAUUUCUCUCCAAACUGUCGCUACUCAAGGCGAGUGGAAUUGUGGUCAAGCACCUCGAGCUGACCUUGUCGAGUGGCAUGUCAGGGGAGCGGCAGAUCGGAGCGUCAACCACGGUCCUUGAGCGCUUUGUGAUCCCGGAAUCCAUCUUCGGGUUUGCAUUCAACAAUCGCUUGGUACCAGGAUCUCCGGGGCAAGUCCUUGAGAGCUUGGCCUCAUCCUAUCCGAAUAGGAUGGUCACGAACUCCUUUGUGGCCAGGGAGCUGGGGGUCCAGUCAAGGAGCUUCACAAUGGCUGCAUCUCUGACGCAGGCCGUGGCCUUCUACAGGUCUGCUUCCCUUGCUUUCGAACUGGAUGGCGACUCAUCAAGCGACACUAUCAAUUCGGCACUGGGCCUGGCAAACCUGACUCGAGGAUCGCCCUGGUCCGGCUUCGGAUCCAUCUUUGGACCGAAGCUAACGACGGCCACAGGAGCUGUUUAUAGGGCGUUUCUUGACCUUUCGGUCGAACUCACCACGAAAUCCCUCGAGGGGGCUGGAAAGAUGCUCCCCGACGAGCUGGGAACUGGAGGGGUGAAGAGGGUGCUUGCCCUCCCCCCGCCAGAGAAGGGCCAGAAGGAUGCUGAAGAGCCUGUACGCCUGGACAAUAUUCAGGAUCUGUGGUACGCAGACCUCUGCAAUGCUUGGUUUGAUCAGAUUCAGAGGCAGCAGCCGUUGCGUGUGCACAUUGUCAAGCCUUCACCUGCGUACCAGACCCGUCCACAGUUCUCAGCAUCCCUGGGCAUCCCCGGUCUUACCCUGUGCAUCAAUGACCGGCUGUUACGCUUCCUUUUGGAUGUCCUAGUAGCGCUGGCAAUGAUGGGGCUGAGUGGUUUCCUUGAGCAUCCACAGUUCCCCACGUGGUGCGCGAGAGCUCCCAGCCGACUUCAACCGGAUUACCACGGCGGAGGCGGCUGA
This is a messenger RNA of Cladocopium goreaui, 1314 nucleotides long. Lineage: Eukaryota; Dinophyceae; Suessiales; Symbiodiniaceae. The record is from the annotation of a GenBank genome assembly.